GGGGAACAUGGCCGCCGGAGCAAAGCUGAGAGAAGGAGGCAGGAGAGAGCAGACUCCCCUGGACCUAGCUGUGUCUCCAUGAAGAGUGACCGCUCUAUGGGUAUACCUCCUGAGCUUAAAGAUGGACGCCCCUCCAGAGAGGAGGGGCGUAUCGGCUAUUCUUAUCCGUGUUUGUAUUUGUGUUUGUAUUCUUGUUUGUAUUCGUGGUCAAAAAGCGAUAUCGCUCCCGACUGUAUGGCGUGUUCCUAAUGCGGCCCCCUAACUGGCCUCACAUCCUGUCUACCUAUAUUGAGUUCCAGAAGGCAUCUCAAACCAACAUAAAAGUGCCAGCAGUGGGAGGUAAUUUAGAAUAAAAUAAAACUAAGAAUAAAUUGGCCCUAACAACAACAGGAGAAUUUCUAAUUUUAAGAACAGUAUGAGACUAUUAUUUGUUCUGUUCAGACUAAAUUCUAACUUUUUAACUUCAAUGUGGAGAUAUCUUUCCUCUCUUGAAAGUAUAGACCGUCGCGAUUCCCAUUGAAACGAAUGCCGUGGUGAUUAUUCUUCCAACGAGAGCUGUUAAAUUGUGGAAAAUGAAUUAAACUGUAAUCAGACAACGCGGUAUGGGGUUUCUGUGGUAUACAGACUGAGACGAAUUUCGAAUUAUAAAUAUGAACAAUCCAUAACGUUGGCUCCCUAGCUCUUAGCUCAGCAGACUAGAAUACCUUCUAGAAUCAUUGCUUGUUGGCCGGAAACAGAAAGGGGGGCUGUUUAUGUUUGGCUGUAGUCUUUUCGCUCGGUUCUCCGUCUCAACAGUAGUGGUAGAACCCCUUUCCGUUUCCGGCCAACAAGAAAGGAGUCUUCAAACAGAAAUCAAUGGGAUUUACAAAAUACCAGAAGUAACUAAUAGCUCACAGCAACAUAUUGAAAAAAAGAACUAUGAACUAAUUCAUUUUUUGGAACUGUGAACUUAAAAAAAAAUAGAAUUAUUUUACUGUGAGCUUCGAAUGUGGUUAAUUUGUUUUUCAAUAAAUCCAUUUAUUUUGUCAUGUCGUUUAAAGUUGUGCUCUCUCCGGCCAUCUGAUCCUCACCAGCGCUGAUGCGCUUCUCCGCGUUAGUAACUCUGCUUAAGGUGGCCCGUGUUUCUUUUUUCAGUCCGUUGAUCUAUUUGUUCUGUUCAUCAAAACUUUGUUUAAACGAUUCUCUAAUGCCAGUGACCUCCGUGAUCAGGUGGACAGCCCAGCCUGGUGUGUCUUUGUCUGCCAUGAUUUGUUUGGUAGCUCGCCAACUGGUAUCACGCGGCUUUACAGUUUGCCUACUCUCUUUACGAUUUCCAACACCUGACAUUAACGCGUCCUUAUCUUAGGCACCUUUUCCGUUACUUUGAAGUGUGUUUAUAAAAUAUUUAGAGCAACAAUAAAGGUGUUAAGGUCUAUCACUUGCAGAGGAAGUUGCUGUGCCACGCCUUGUAGUCACGUGACCUCAAGUUGAAUAAUUUAUCUAAAUUAAAAACAAGAUUUAAAUAAACUAUCAAGGUUGUUUGUUUUAAGGAUUUUUUUUAUUUUGUGAGUGAACAAGUUGGUGCAACAAACGGUUUCAUCUUUACCCCAAUAAAGACGAGUUUAAUGAAUCAACUAUCGUGUUUACUCAUUGUCAUUUCAAAUUGCCUUUUGAUUUCUCUUCCAGGGGAGCUUGAAAGGAUCCGUUCUGAAUUUGUGAAGGGAGUUUCAGAACCUGUUAUCAAAGGUCUCCUGGAUGACCUUUGGCAGCAGAAGGUGUUCAGUUCUGAGGAAAAGGACUACGUGAUGGCCGAGAGGACCAAAGCAGACCAAGCACGUUGUCUGAUCGACAUGGUGAUGGGGAAAGGGGAGAGAGCAAGUCAAGCGAUGAUUGAUAGUAUGAAGAAGAGGGACGAACACUUAUGCUCCACCCUGGGUCUGAUCUCUUCUCCUCCUGGUGUGGGAUCUGCUGCGGUCCAGUGCCAACAUAAAAUAAAGUCUAAUUUGCAGAAGAAGUUCAGGUGUGUGUAUGAGGGAAUCGCUAAAGCAGGACGAUCAACACCUCUGAAUGACUUCUACACAGAGAUCUUCAUCACAGAGGGAGGCAGUGGAGAGGUCAACAAGGAACAUGAGAUCAGACUGAUUGAAACAGCUUCCAGGAAACAAGCCAUGGAGGAAACACCAAUCAGAUGCGAGGACAUCUUUAACCCAUUACCUGGACAAGAUAAACCAAUGAUAAAACCAAGGACAAUUAUGACAACAGGAGUGGCCGGCAUUGGUAAAACCGUCUUAACACACAAGUUCACUCUGGACUGGGCUGAAGACAAGGCCAAUCAGGACAUACACUUCACGUUUUUCUUCACUUUCAGAGAGCUGAAUUUACUAGAAAUGAAAGAGUUUAGCUUGGUGGGACUUCUUCAUCACUUCUUUAAUGAGACCAAAGAAGCAGGAAUCGGUAGAUACGACCUGUUCCAGGUUGUCUUCAUCUUUGAUGGUCUGGAUGAGUGUCGACUUCCUCUGGACUUCCAGAACAACCCGAUCUGGACUGAUGUCACAGAGGUCACCUCGGUGGAUGUGCUGCUGACAAACCUGAUCAGGGGCAACCUGCUUACCUCUGCUUGCAUCUGGAUAACCACACGCCCUGCGGCAGCCAAUAGGAUCCCUGCUGAGUGUGUUGACAUGGUGACAGAGGUGAGAGGGUUCACCGACCCACAGAAGGAGGUGUACUUCAGGAAGAGAUUCACAGAGGAGACACUGGCCAAAAGAAUCAUCGCCCACAUCAAGAAAUCACGAAGCCUUCACAUCAUGUGUCACAUCCCAGUCUUCUGUUGGAUCACUGCUACAGUUCUGGACAACUUCUUCAAAACAUCCCAGCUAGGAGAAGAGAUGCCCAACACCAUGACUCAGAUGUACAGCCACUUCCUGAGGGUUCAGUCCAUGCAGGGGGACUGGAAGUAUCAUGGGAGAUCUGAAACAGAUCCACACUGGAGUCCAGAGAGCAGGAAGAUUAUUGUUUCUCUGGGAAAACUGGCUUUUAAGCAGCUGGAGAAAGGCCACCUGAUCUUCUACGAGGCUGACCUGGCAGAGUGUGACAUCGAUAUCAGAGCAGCCUCAGAGUACUCAGGAGUGUUCACCCAGAUCUCCAAAGAGGAGUGUGGGCUGUACCAGGACAAUGUUUUCUGCUUUGUCCACCUGAGCAUCCAGGAGUUUCUGGCUGCCCUUUAUGUCUUUAUGUCAUUCAUCGACACUGGGGUCAAUCUGCUCUCAGGACCACUACAAUCCCUGUUGUCUAUUUUUAGAAACAAAAGAAAUGUCAAUCUCUACCAGAGUGCUGUGGACCAGGCCUUACAGAGUGAGAACGGACACCUGGACUUGUUUCUCCGCUUCCUCCUGGGCCUCUCUCUGGAGACCAAUCAGCUUGUCCUAAAAUGUCUGCUGGGGAAGACAGAGUAAGUAGCUC
Gadus chalcogrammus (walleye pollock) is the source of this 3438-nucleotide messenger RNA. Its product is annotated as NLR family CARD domain-containing protein 3-like. The transcript is spliced from 3 exons. Bases 1605 to 3431 code for a protein of 608 amino acids. The record is from RefSeq and is a predicted model, not a curated record. Gene Ontology annotation, biological process: regulation of apoptotic process. NCBI's taxonomy places the organism in Eukaryota, Metazoa, Chordata, Actinopteri, Gadiformes, Gadidae.